This is a messenger RNA of Tachyglossus aculeatus (Australian echidna), 2656 nucleotides long. It is a transcript of the gene IP6K3, whose product is annotated as inositol hexakisphosphate kinase 3. The transcript is spliced from 9 exons. Gene Ontology annotation, biological process: inositol phosphate biosynthetic process; phosphatidylinositol phosphate biosynthetic process. Lineage: Eukaryota; Metazoa; Chordata; Mammalia; Monotremata; Tachyglossidae. Bases 651 to 1868 code for a protein of 405 amino acids. Gene Ontology annotation, cellular component: cytoplasm; nucleus. The record is from RefSeq and is a predicted model, not a curated record. Gene Ontology annotation, molecular function: inositol hexakisphosphate kinase activity.
GGAUUCGAAGGUGGACGGAGACCUGGGUGGAAACGAUCACAAAAUGCUAGCCUUCGAGAUCCUAAGGAACAGAAGAAACUAAGAUGGCAAGAGCCGAAAAAGUGAACUUUUAGAAAAAACGAUUUUUGACAAGCUUGGGGCACCAGCAGGAAGGAGCCAGUGCGAAGGCGGGACCCGAUGAGACCAAGAAGCCUGGGAAGGGGAUUGCAGAUGUGGAAAAAAAGCCGGGCUCAAGUAAUGAAGAAGAAGACCCGGCUAUCAGAGUGAACUACAAGCUGAAACCCGCCUGGAUUUUCCACCCAGAGGAAACCCAGGGAGCAGAGCCUUCGCCGGAGCACGGAGCGAGCCGCUCCCUUGGACCACUGGGCAGGAGGCCUCCUUCCCCACCCACGGGCACCGAGCAGCCUCCGCUGGAACAAGCUGGGAGGAUGCCAGGGGAGCACCACCGAUUCUGAAGAUGCCCAGGCCAUGACAGGCGCCGAAGGGAAAGGAGACAGCAUCUGGAACGGCAAGUCUUCCCAGCACCCCCGCCCCACCACCAAAAACAUCGCUCUGUCACCUCCUCUCCUCCUCCGGCCUUCCAGUAGCCAAGCGCCGUCCCAACCUGGAUCUUGAUUUUCCUGCCCAGGAAAGAAUUGGACCCGGACACGAUGGUCGUGCAGGGCAGCAUGGACCCUGGGGAUCCCCGGAGAGGGGUGUUGUUGGAGCCUUUUAUCCAUCAGGUGGGAGGGCACAUGAGCAUGAUGAAGUAUGACGAGCACACGGUCUGCAAGCCCCUCGUCAGCCAGGAGCAGUGGUUCUACGAGUCGCUGCCCUCCGCCAUGAAGCAGUUCACCCCUCAGUACAAAGGGACCAUCUCCGUCCACCUGCAGAAGGAUAGCAGGGGGCAUCUCAGCCUGAUCGCCAACCCCCUGAAAGAGAACCGAGGGCCCUACGAUGCCGUCUCCCCAGAGCCAGCAGUUUCCAUAUGGCAGAAGCUCAAGAAGACGACCAGCAGUAGCACUGACCAUGCUCUCGUCCAGUGGAACCACGGUCAGCUGACACACACCAUCCAGGACAGCUGUCCGAGCAAGGCACUGCUGAGAACAGAAUUCCACUUCCGUGCAGAUGUCGCCUCGUUCAGAGAAGAUGCAAAUGGGAACCAGGCAGAGAAGAAAAGCUUCAACCCCUGGGGCCUGCACUGCCACAGAGUGCAUCUGACCCGCAUGUACUCCGAAUACCAAGAGAACAAACUGCACCGGUUCCUGUUGCUUGAAAACGUGGUGUCCAGAUACAAAUACCCUUGCAUUCUGGACCUGAAAAUGGGGACGAGGCAGCAUGGGGAUGAUGCCUCCGAGGAGAAGAAAGCACGCCACAUAAAGAAGUGUGAACAGAGCACUUCAGCCUCGCUCGGAGUUCGCAUUUGUGGAAUGCAGGUUUACCAAGCUGACACGAAGCACUUCCUCUGCAAGGAUAAAUAUUACGGCCGAAAGCUCUCCGUCGACGGGUUCAGACAGGCCCUCUACCAGUUCCUGCACAACGGCACCUGCCUCCAGACGGCCUUCCUGAAACCCAUCCUCUCACAACUGGAGGAGCUCCUCUCCGUCAUCAAGACCCAGAGCUCUUACCGGUUCUACUCCAGUUCCCUCCUCAUCAUCUACGAAGGGCAGGAUCCCCCCGAGAGGACCCCCCGGAGCUGUUUGCCGAAGACCAACUGCCCCCCGCCCCGUGCCCCCGGCCAAGUAGACGUGCGCAUGAUAGACUUCGCUCACACGACCUUCAAGGGCUCCCAGUGCAACAAAACCGCCGACGACGGACCCGACCCCGGCUACAUCUUCGGCCUGGAAAACCUGAUCCAGAUUCUAAGGGAUAUCGCGGAAGGCAAAUGACCGGGAUGAAGAACUGGAACUCUGCUCGGGCGUCAACUCCGCCGAGGGACCUACAUUAGGCUGCGCAACCCCUGUUAGCUUGGGAAUCACCACACUGGCCCUGGAGGGAGGAUUUCAAAGAGAGGGCGAGUAGCAGCAAAGGGCAGGACGGGAUAAGUGCCCCUGAAAAAGCCCAACGGAUGCCAAACUGAGCUGCCGGGGCAGAGUUUAAAUGGGAUGAGCUCCUAGGUCUCGAGUGGCCAGGGCAGUCGUGCCCGGACCACCCCAGACCCAAACCAAAGGGGCCCAUUUCCAAAUGUCAACACUCUUCAACUUCAGCGUGAGUCCACCACCAUUCUGAACCUUGAGUCCUGAGCGGGAGUGGGCUGAUUCUGUCUGACACGGACGGCAUGCAGAUUCACGCCUUGAUCCGGGCAGGGCGGAGACAGGGACAUUUUGACGUCCGGCUAGACCUUAUGUCUUUUUCUUUUCCUUUUCUGUUUCUUUUUUUCUUUCGGAGAGAGGAAUGCUGGUGAAAUGUUUACAAGACUGGUGGACACAGGUCACUGAAGCACCAACAGUUCUAACGAAUUCCUUUCUGGGCCGGGCAGAAACCGUUUAAGGAAUCUUUGACUCAAGACCAGAACUAGGCAAGCAAAUUAGGCGAAGAAAUUUGUUAAUAAAACUGCCCAGGUCAUCGAGGCUGUCCAGGCCUUUGGGCAGAAUUCCUGGCAGCUCCAUCGCUCUCUCCAGCUGCACUGAGCUUUUUAAUCUGCACGGGAAAGGGCAGGAAGCAGGCUAAUAAAACA